AUGGACACAUCCAGCGUAGGCACACGUGUGAGCGUAAGCGGAAGGCAGCUGGUGCCCACAUUUGGAGGUGAGUUUUUCGUGUGUUACAUGAUGCACGCUGCUUUGUCGAACAGCCGAUUUCGAUUCCACGGUUACAAUGGGAGCAUUGGAGAUUUCGAUUCCACGGUUACGUUGGGAGCUUGCACGGGUGGGAGGCGCAGUAGGAAUGAGCGAAAGGAGGAACGCUGGCUUCGUAUAGAGCGCUUUAUGGGAAGGCCUGCUCGCAUGGCGCUGGCGCUGGCUGCCAAUGGGAGUGCUUCAGGCAUUCGCAGCGGACGGCGGUGUCAGCCUCCUUCUACACGUCCCA
Molecule: messenger RNA, 346 nt
Organism: Eimeria acervulina
Lineage: Eukaryota; Apicomplexa; Conoidasida; Eucoccidiorida; Eimeriidae
Exons: 5
Source: RefSeq, a predicted model, not a curated record